Pelobates cultripes (western spadefoot toad) is the source of this 258-nucleotide messenger RNA. The record is from the annotation of a GenBank genome assembly. NCBI's taxonomy places the organism in Eukaryota, Metazoa, Chordata, Amphibia, Anura, Pelobatidae.
AUGGCAGCCCUGGAGACCCGGGUAGAGACCAUGGCAAAAGCACAUAAUGAAGUAGUGACACAUGCCACACAACUGAAAAAGCACCUGCUGAACUUGGAGCUGGAGAUGGAAGAACUCUCUAACCGAUCCCGCAGGUAUAACUUCAGAAUCCGCGGCCUACGGGAAGCUCCUAAUGAAGGCCCACUGGCCCAGACACUAGAAUAUUAUUUCAAAAAUAUUGUUCCAGACGUCCCCGAUGAUCAAUGGACAAUUGACUGA